This is a messenger RNA of Solea senegalensis (Senegalese sole), 2240 nucleotides long. It is a transcript of the gene ppp3cb, whose product is annotated as protein phosphatase 3, catalytic subunit, beta isozyme. Bases 275 to 1810 code for a protein of 511 amino acids. The record is from RefSeq and is a predicted model, not a curated record. Gene Ontology annotation, molecular function: calmodulin binding; calmodulin-dependent protein phosphatase activity. Gene Ontology annotation, biological process: calcineurin-NFAT signaling cascade. Lineage: Eukaryota; Metazoa; Chordata; Actinopteri; Pleuronectiformes; Soleidae. The transcript is spliced from 14 exons. Gene Ontology annotation, cellular component: calcineurin complex; cytosol; cytoplasm.
CCAAGGCAUUACCCCAUUUUCUAACAAGGGGAAGUCUCUGCCUCCAUGUAUCACCAAAGCUAAUGUGCGACACUCAGUGCUGCAUGAGCUCCGUUUACACCAUCCACUCCUAGCGGUGGUUUCGUGUUACUGAAUAGUAAAACCCUAUAGAGACACAACUGAGAGUGAUAGAGAGGAGGGGAAGCACAGAGCGAGAGAGAGAGAGAGAGAGAGAGAGAGAGAGAGAGAGGGGAGAUGAGCAUCUUGUUCCAAUGAAACAUCAAGCAGUGUGACGAUGACAGCGAAAGGCAGACAUAAAGCGGUCCCCUUCCCCCUGGCCCACCGGCUGACCAUGAAGGAGGUGUUCGAUGCCGAGGGUCGGCCGCGCGUUGACCUGCUCAAAGCUCAUCUCACCAAGGAGGGCCGGUUGGAGGAGGCUGUGGCCCUGCGCAUCAUCGAUGAGGGCGCCGCCAUCCUGCGCCAAGAGCGCACCAUGUUGGACAUUGAGGCGCCAGUCACGGUGUGUGGAGAUAUCCACGGCCAGUUCUUCGACCUGAUGAAGUUGUUUGAAGUGGGAGGUUCUCCUGCCAACACACGCUACCUCUUCCUUGGGGACUAUGUGGACAGGGGCUACUUCAGCAUCGAGUGUGUGUUGUACCUGUGGUCACUGAAAAUCCUCUACCCAAAGACGCUCUUUCUUCUACGGGGAAACCAUGAAUGUAGACACCUGACGGAAUAUUUUACCUUCAAACAAGAAUGUAAGAUCAAGUACUCGGAGCAGGUGUACGAAUCCUGCAUGGAGGCGUUUGAUUGCCUGCCGCUGGCAGCCCUGAUGAACCAGCAGUUCCUCUGUGUGCAUGGGGGCCUUUCACCAGAGAUCCACACACUGGACGACAUCAAAAAGUUGGACCGAUUCAAGGAGCCGCCGGCCUUUGGGCCCAUGUGCGACCUGCUGUGGGCGGACCCCCUGGAAGACUUUGGCAAUGAGAAGACCCAGGAGUAUUUUGGCCACAACACAGUCAGAGGCUGCUCCUACUUCUACAGUUACCCAGCAGUGUGCGAGUUCCUACAGACCAACAACCUGCUGUCAAUCAUCAGAGCGCACGAAGCACAGGAUGCUGGGUACCGUAUGUACAGGAAGAGUCAGACUACAGGUUUCCCCUCCCUCAUCACCAUCUUCUCUGCUCCAAACUACCUGGAUGUGUACAACAACAAAGCGGCAGUGCUGAAGUAUGAGAAUAAUGUGAUGAACAUCCGUCAGUUCAACUGUUCUCCUCAUCCUUACUGGCUUCCAAACUUCAUGGACGUCUUCACCUGGUCUCUGCCUUUCGUGGGGGAGAAGGUCACUGAGAUGCUGGUGAACGUCCUGAGCAUCUGCUCUGAUGACGAACUCAUGAACGACGGAGAGGAGAUCUUUGACGCCAGUGCAGCUGCAGCAAGGAAAGAGGUGAUCAAAAACAAGAUCCGAGCUAUUGGGAAGAUGGCCAAAAUGUUCUCUGUUCUACGGGAGGAGAGUGAGAAUGUGUUGACCCUGAAGGGACUGACUCCUACAGGCAUGCUGCCCAGCGGAGUGUUGUCUGGGGGCAAACAGACUCUGCAGAGUGCUACCAUUGAGGCCAUAGAAGCCAUCGAGACAGUUAAGGACGCCGAAGCCAUCAGAGGCUUCUCCCCGCAGCAUCGGAUCAGCAGUUUUGAGGAGGCCAAAGGUCUGGACCGGAUCAACGAGAGGAUGCCACCGCGGCGCGACGCCGUCAACAGCGUGGGCCUGUCAAUGGGCCGCAUGAACAUGGGAGAGCCCAAUGGCACCGACAGCAACAGCAAUAUCCAGUGAUGGACUUACACUCCCACACGCUCUGACACAUACCUACAGUUACGACACUGACAUGGUACCAUAUUUAUAGAUACGUGUAUAUAGGCAUAUUAAAAAACAGCAUCUCACACACACACACACACAGUAUUUCAUACACGGCUACAGACGACACACAUAUGCAAAUACACACACAUGAUUUACCUACUCCUUUUCCUGUUGCCCUCAGCUGUAUCUAAAGGCAUGAGCGUACCUGGACUUUACCACCAAAGGCUGAAUCUCCUCAUUGUACUGAUCGGCCAUAUUUAGAGAACUACAACUCCCAUGUAUCUGCACAACAACGACAGGGGGGGGGAAAACUGUUCCCCCAUGCAAAACAGGACGAGCUGCUGUUCAUGUGUGUUGGGAUCACCAGUGUAGGCAUGAUGUGGCUGUGUCAGUGUGUGUGUUUUGU